This is a messenger RNA of Penicillium cinerascens, 1005 nucleotides long. Its product is annotated as SDR family oxidoreductase. Gene Ontology annotation, molecular function: oxidoreductase activity, acting on the CH-OH group of donors, NAD or NADP as acceptor. The transcript has 5 exons. Lineage: Eukaryota; Fungi; Ascomycota; Eurotiomycetes; Eurotiales; Aspergillaceae. Bases 1 to 1005 code for a protein of 334 amino acids. The record is from RefSeq and is a predicted model, not a curated record.
AUGGUUAAAGUUCUCUUGACUGGCGGUAGCGGUUUCAUCGCCGCCCACAUCGUUGAUAUCCUUCUGCAGCAUGGCUUUGACACGGUGGUGACGGUCAGAUCGGAUGACAAGGGUAAAAAAAUCCUGGAGGCCCAUCCCGACACUCCCAAACAUAAGCUCUCUUACGUGAUUGUCAAAGAUGUCGCACAAGAUGGCGCUUUUGAUGAGGCCGUUAAGUCUAACCCGCCGUUCGAUUAUGUCCUUCACACUGCAUCGCCCUUCCACUUUAAUGUUGAAGACCCCGUGAAGGAUUUCCUGGAUCCCGCGAUCAAGGGCACUACGGGUAUCCUCAAGGCCAUCAAAGCUUACGCACCCGAGGUAAAGCGCGUUGUUAUUACGUCAUCCUUCGCUGCCAUUGUAAAUGGCAAUCAACACCCUAAGGUCUACAGUGAAGAAAACUGGAACCCGGUGACAUGGGAAGAGGCUAUGGAUCCCUCCAACGUUUACCGGGCCAGUAAGACCUUUGCCGAGAAGGCUGCCUGGGACUUUGUUAAGACGGAGAAGCCCAAUUUCGAUAUCGCUACUAUUAACCCUCCGCUGGUAUUUGGCCCGGUUGUUCACUACCUGAACUCCCUCGAUGCCAUCAACACUUCGAAUCAGCGAAUGCGGAACAUCAUCCAGGGACAAAUGAAGGAAAAGCUUGCCCCGACCGGUGUUUUCCUCUGGGUCGAUGUCCGCGAUGUAGCACUGGCGCACGUUAAGGCCAUUGAGGUUCCCGAGGCAGGUGGCCAGAGAUUCUUUGUCACGGCUGGCUACUUCUCCAACAAGGACCUUGUUGAUAUUGUGCGUGAGACUCACCCGGAAUUGGAGUCGAAGCUUCCCCCCAAGGAUUCUCCAAAUGAUCUCCCAGAAAAUAUCUACGGCAUCGACAACAGCAAGUCAUUGCAGAUUCUGGGACUGAAGUAUCACUCGUUUAAGGAGUCUGUCUCGGACACUAUUGACUCGUUGCUGGCUGUUGGUGCUUAA